Molecule: messenger RNA, 1500 nt
Organism: Colletotrichum karsti
Lineage: Eukaryota; Fungi; Ascomycota; Sordariomycetes; Glomerellales; Glomerellaceae
Product: exonuclease
Exons: 1
Cellular component (GO): nucleus
Molecular function (GO): nucleic acid binding; exonuclease activity
Source: RefSeq, a predicted model, not a curated record
CUGAAAUCAGUAGCAGCGCCAGCAAAAUUUGAAACUCGCUACAAGCUGGUUCAGUUGCUAUAUCAAGAGUACACUCGCCUGAAUAACGAGCUCAAAAAGACCGCCAAAGACGACGAGAAAAAGCUUGUCCUCACAGACCAGGACCUUAUCUGGAGAACCCUCGACGAAGAGGAGAACAUCGCCACCGAGAAGACCGCCGUCUACUCAAACGUAAUCAAGAACAAAAUCAUGCAGUACAAGAAGAUGACGCUCAUACAAUGGAAGGACGAGAGAGUCGUCCAGCGGCGCCAGCAGACGCAGAAGGGUCCCAACAAGAAGCCUCUCGCUUCACCCAAGAAGAUUGUUACCGGUCUUACCCCGGCUCAGGAAGUUCAGCUUGUCCGUCAUCUCAUCACUCCCAUCGACGGCCUCGCCAAUCACGGCUACGUCCCAUCAGUCCCUAGCGAGGCCGACGUGGAGAAGGCGCGCCAGGGUCUCGAGGCUGCCAAGGGCUGGGAGAAGUGCGAUCGCUGUGAUAAGCGUUUCCAGAUGUUUCCCGGCAGAAGAGAGGAGGAUGGAGCUCUGGCUUCGGGUGGAAGCUGCACUUACCAUUGGGGCAAGACCUACUUCCCCGAGCGCCAGCUUGGCGACAACACCAGACCUCAGAAGCGCUACCGCUGCUGUGGCCAGGCCGUUGGAGACUCGACUGGUUGUCACACCGUCCCUAACCACGUCUUCAAGGCCUCGGACCCCAAGCGCCUUGCUACCAUUCUCAACUUCGCCGAGACCCCUGCCAACCCCAAUGUCCCCUCCGACAGAGCCGUCUGCUUCGACUGCGAGAUGUGCUACACUGUCCACGGCCUCGAGCUUGUCCGCAUCACCGCCACCGCCUGGCCCACCGGCGAGGAGCUGCUGGAUGUUCUUGUCCAGCCCGUCGGCGAGAUUUUGGACCUCAACUCUCGCUACUCUGGUGUUUGGCCUGAGGACAUGGCCACUGCCGAGCCCUGGACCGCCAAGGAAGAGGACCCUACUCCUGCUCAGGCGAAGAACAUGGCCAGCCCCAAGAAGCCCAAGAAGAAGAUGAAGAUCGUCUCCUCUCCCGAGGUUGCUCGCGACCUGCUCUUCUCCCUCAUCGGCCCCGACACCCCGCUCAUUGGUCACGGUCUGGAGAACGACCUGAACUCUGUCAGGAUUGUGCACCCCACUAUCAUCGACACCGUCCUGCUCUUCCCCCACAAGCACGGUCUUCCUUACCGCCAGGGACUGAAGAUGCUUAUGGAUACCCUCCUCAACCGCAAGAUUCAGGUUGAGACGUCUGGAAAGGUUCAAGGUCACGACAGUGCGGAGGAUGCCCGUGCUGCUGGCGAUCUCGUCCGCCUGAAGCUGUCGGAGGAGUGGAAGAGCAUGAAGAUGAAGGGCUGGAAGCUCGUCGGUGGCGAGUUCGUCGCACCUGGAGGAAAAGCCAGGGACGACUUAACCGGCCAGCUGACUUCGGAGUUUUUGGAGGCUGCUGCCCUGUAG